Molecule: messenger RNA, 2122 nt
Organism: Polypterus senegalus (gray bichir)
Lineage: Eukaryota; Metazoa; Chordata; Cladistia; Polypteriformes; Polypteridae
Gene: zpr1
Product: ZPR1 zinc finger
Exons: 14
Coding region: 133-1476 (447 amino acids)
Cellular component (GO): cytoplasm; nucleus
Molecular function (GO): zinc ion binding
Source: RefSeq, a predicted model, not a curated record
UUUUCACCUCCGGGUUAGCGUGACGUGACGUCUGAAGUGUGCAUGUGCUUAACGAGGUUUCGGGAAACGUCGAGAACUUGAAGCUGGUUUUCGAGGGUGUGCUUUGAAAGUUUGUGCUAUCUGAUUUAAAAAAUGUCAGUUAUCGGCGAAGAGGAGGUUCGAGGCUGCAAAGCGGUUUUUAAAACCAUUAGUGCGGAUGACCAGGACCAACAGCCAACGGAGAUUGAAAGCCUGUGUAUGAACUGUUACCAGAACGGUACUACAAGGCUGUUGUUAACAAAGAUACCAUUCUUCAAAGAAAUCAUAAUUAGCUCAUUUACCUGUGAUCAGUGUGGAUGGACCAACAGUGAGAUUCAGUCAGCUGGGAAGAUUCAGGACCAAGGUGUUUUAUAUUGCCUUCAUGUUCAGUCAAGAAAGGACUUGAAUAGAGAAGUUGUAAAGGCUGACAGUGCUACAACCAAAAUCCCAGAACUUGACUUUGAAAUACCAGCCUUUUCCCAAAAGGGAGCUCUUUCAACUGUUGAGGGGCUGAUUGACAGAGCAGUAGCAGGACUAGAGCAGGACCAGCCACUACGAAAGGAGAGUGAUCCUGAGGUAGCUUUGAAGAUUGAGGAGUUUAUUGACAAACUAAAACAACUGAAAGAUGUGGAGAAGCCAUUUACACUAAUCAUUGAUGACCCAUCUGGUAACAGCUUUGUGGAGAAUCCAUUUGCUCCACAUGCAGAUGAAGCCCUUAGUGUGACACACUAUGAGCGAAAUGCACAGCAAAACCUACAGUUGGGGAUUAAGACAUCUGAGGAAGUUGAACAAGAGCAAUUGGGGAAUAAAAUUGAAGAUAUGAGAAAUGAAGUCCUGCAGUUCAAUACCAAUUGCCCAGAAUGCAAUGCACCAGCCAGUACUAACAUGAAAUUAGUACAAAUACCACAUUUCAAAGAGGUUAUCAUUAUGGCAACCACAUGUGAUGUCUGUGGCCAUCGAACCAAUGAGGUCAAAUCCGGUGGGGCCACAGAAAAACAUGGGACAAGGAUAACUUUGCAUGUUACUGAUGUGACUGAUAUGAGUAGAGAUCUUCUAAAGUCAGAAACCUGUAGAGUUCUCAUCCCGGAGCUAGACUUUGAGUUGGGAAUGGCUGCUUUGGGAGGCAAAUUUACCACACUGGAGGGACUACUUAAAGACAUUAAAGAUUUGAUUGUAGAGAAAAAUCCUUUCACUGCAGGGGACAGUUGUACAAAAGAACAAGUAGAGAAACUCCAGGCCUUUGGUAAAAAUAUUGAUAAGAUUCUUAAUGGCCAGAUGGAUGUGCACAUCAUAUUGGAUGAUUCUGCAGGCAACAGUUAUCUUCAGAAUCUGUAUGCUCCUGAUGAUGACCCGGAGAUGAAGACUGAGAAGUAUGAGCGCACAUAUGAACAAAAUGAAGAAUUGGGGUUAAAUGAUAUGAAAACAGAAGGAUAUCAGGAAGAAAACAAUGUUGAUUAACUGAAAAUCUACAUUAUAUAAAUAGUAUUACCUUUACUUACAAGUUCAUGCAGUCUAUUUUGCAGCUCUGUUCCAUUCAAUAGUAAUUUGUAGCUUCAACAAGUAAAUUAUUCAUGUCACUACUGUAAACUGCACCUGUUUCACGACAAAAGAAAAGCCCAAAAUAGAUAGCUCCCAAAGAUUAGUUGGGUUGAUGAAGUUAGACCUGAAAAAGGACUCUUAAUUCACACAUUACAAUGCAUUCAUGGCAGUUUUCAAAUUCCUUAUGUUAAGGGGUACCUGUAAAAUAUAUAUAUUUGUUAAAAUGACAUGUGAGGGCUGUUUUAUUACUUUUUUAAUAUAUAAGUUAACAAUGAAGUCCUAAUGUAAUUGUUAACAAGAGGAUUUUUUUUUUUUUUUGGAAGAAUGCUCUAAAUUAUUAAAAUGUACAAAUUGUAUGUUUCGUUAAUCAUUAAAUAUUUUGGGAAGUCAAGCUUCCUCUAGUACAGUAAUUGAUUUAAAUCUGUGAGAGUAAAGAUACAAAUGGGAUCCUCUUGUCCAGUGUUACUUCUGUUGGCGACAAUGGGGGGUAAAAAAAAAAAAAAAACUAUGGCCAAGUAUAAUUGAAAGUGGACAUUAAUAUUCACAUUUGACAAUAAAGAUAAAA